Messenger RNA from Ostreobium quekettii, 1635 nucleotides. Lineage: Eukaryota; Viridiplantae; Chlorophyta; Ulvophyceae; Bryopsidales; Ostreobiaceae. The record is from the annotation of a GenBank genome assembly.
AUGGAGCCACCACAUUUUGGCUCAUACCGGGUGAUGGCAUCCAUGUACCAGGGAAUGGGGAAUCACAUGAAGGCAAUCGAUUACCUCACGCACGCACUCGGCAAAGAUCAGAAUGAGCAGAAACUGGAGUGCUUUUACCUGCGCGCUGCUUGCCACCAUGCGCUGGGCUUCCACAAGAAGGCUGUCCAGGACUACCUGCGCUGCAUAGAGUAUGAGAAGACGGUGUCCAGAGAAGACCCUGUGGAACGACACCAGCUGUUGGUUGUGUCUUUCUUCCAGAAGGAAAUGGCACUCUACACCCGUCACAGGCUGGACAUCCCUGUGGACACCUUCUGCCCAGACAUAGAGCUCAAUCCCAUCUUCAAGGAACUGUGGUGCAAGAAACUUGGCCCCUCCCAGGAGCUCAUCGGCUCAUAUGCCAUGCAGCCCACGGCCAUCGAGGAUCCCAGCCCGAUGCCCCCUCGGCAGACUGCCAAGGAGCUGUCCCCUCUUCUAUCAGCGGCCGACUUGGUGGGUUCCCUGCUGCAGAAUGACUACCAGGGCUUUCUGCCAAACAAGCGGCAGCAGAGGGCGGCUGGUUGUGCCGCCCUGGAGCUGGCGCAGGCUGUUCAGGACGUCCUGGCGGCAAAGAGGGAGGGGAAGAUCCACACGGUGGACUCGAUGGGGGCCAGCGGUGGCAUGGGCAAGGCUGGCCGAAAGGAAUUCAGCUGGCGGGAGGCGAUGGACAUCAUUGUGAAGUGGCGGCAGCUGUCGGAGCCUAAUGACCAGGUUGUGUGGGUGGAUCUUCUCACUCCAUCAGAAUUUGAGGCCGGCUUUGGUUCGCACACACCCAUGUUCAGUGGGCAGACCAAGUGUGUGAGGUAUUACAUGAAUUUCUCCCGUGCCCUACAAAAGCACAAGGAAGUACUCCUGAAGGAUGGAAAGGCAUACAAUGCUUCCAAUGAUGCCCUUCCUGUUGACAAACCUGAGCAGCAGGAAGCCAUCAGGAAGGCAAAGACUGCAAGUGAUAUGUACAAAGUGAUCAAGGAAGACUCGUGGGUUGUGGUGCCCAUUGCGAGCAUGGUCGAUGUGGGCAAGAUGAUAGAGGGGACAAGGUUGACUCUGGUCAAGGUGCCUAACCAGCCAGACGCUUAUGAGUUUUCGAUACGGACUCCUGUGAGGCCUCCACGAUGGAAGGAGUUCGAAGCAGAGCUGAAGAAGGCCUGGGAUGAGAUCAUCGAUGCCAUGAUGGGAGGUGACCCUCAGAUUGUGGCAAAGCGGAUCUUGGUGUACACUUACUACUGGUACAAUUUCAUGCCCCUUGCAAGGGGCACGGCUGCGGCUGGCUACACCUUCAUGCUGGCUCUGUUCUGGGCGGCGGGCAUGCCUGUUAGGAUGUCAAUCCCAACUAACUACCAGGUUGACUGGGAGGCCAUCCUGGAACAGCACCCAGACAUUUUUGUGGCAGAGCUCAGCCAGUGGUUCGUGCCCAAGGAGGGCCGUCCUGAGGAGUACAAGGAGUCCAGCAGAAAGGGGUCCAAGGAGGUGGCGAAGGAAAUUGUGGCACCAGGUGCUGUUCCCAAGGUUGGCUGCGUCCUCAACACAAUGAGGCGGCGGCUGGAGGCAUUGAACGGCCCAGAAAUCGCGAGGAUCUGA